This is a messenger RNA of Oryzias melastigma (Indian medaka), 5147 nucleotides long. RefSeq names its product solute carrier family 30 member 2 (gene slc30a2). Gene Ontology annotation, cellular component: plasma membrane. Bases 518 to 1570 code for a protein of 350 amino acids. The record is from RefSeq and is a predicted model, not a curated record. Gene Ontology annotation, molecular function: zinc ion transmembrane transporter activity. Gene Ontology annotation, biological process: response to zinc ion; zinc ion transmembrane transport. Lineage: Eukaryota; Metazoa; Chordata; Actinopteri; Beloniformes; Adrianichthyidae. The transcript is spliced from 8 exons.
UCAGGUGAAUCGAGGCUUCCAUCACUUUGUGUGACGUCACUGAGGAGCCAUCACACAUGUUUUUAGCCGCAAAUGAUCUGACGUUUCCAUGUUAAUCUUUUCCUCGUAUCUAAAAAACUACAGUGAGCAGAAAAACGAUCGCGUCUUCAAUCUGUAGCAGCUGAUCUGUCAGCUGACGACCAGCUGAUCUCUCCUUUAAUUGAACAGAAGCCAUUUUCUGCUCGGCUGGAGACAGGAAGUCCCCUGAGAGCGGCGCGUGUGCGUGAGCGCGUGAGAUAAAAGCUAAUCAUGCCGUGAGAGCAUCUCCCACGCGAGGCGCGUGAACACAGGUGUGUGCGCGCGGUUAUCUCCACUGAGACCAAAUGAGUUUUUCCCGCCUCAUUAGUCACAUCGCCGCGCGGGCCUCAGUGCAGGAAAAGCUGCGGGUCAGAGGAGACCGUCUGCGUCCAGCUCCUUCCCCGACACCAAAGAGCAGUUCUCCGACCUGCCCUUCAAGAACGGGAGCGUGUCUGGCGCCAUGGAGCUGAAGCGCCGCGUCAGCGCCCACUGCCACAGGUCCAAACCCCAGCACGGCGAGCAGAGCGGCGACAAGCUGCUGGCCCGGAGGAAGCUCUUCAUCGCCUCGGGAGUCUGCCUCGUCUUCAUGAUCGGAGAGGUCAUAGGAGGAUACCUGGCUCACAGCCUGGCCAUCAUGACUGACGCCGCUCACCUGCUGACAGACUUUGGCAGCAUGAUGGUGAGCCUCUUCUCCCUGUGGAUCUCCUCCAGACCGCCCACCAAAACCAUGAACUUUGGUUGGCACAGAUCAGAGAUCCUCGGAGCCUUCAUCUCCGUCAUGUCCAUCUGGGUGGUCACAGGAGCUCUGGUGUAUUUAGCCAUCGAGCGGAUCGUCCGGAACGACUACGAGAUCGAGGGUCAUGUGAUGCUGGCCACGUCGGGCUGUGCCGUCAUCGUCAACAUCAUCAUGGCCUACAUCCUCCACCACUCCACCACGCUCCACCCCCACGGCAGCGGCUACCACCAGAUCGACGAGGACGGCCAGAGCCCCGUCAACCACGGCCACGCCCACAUGCUGCUGGGCGGCCACAGCAACACCAGCGUGCGGGCGGCUUUCAUCCACGUGAUCGGAGACCUCCUGCAGAGCAUCGGCGUGAUGGUGGCCGCCAUCAUCAUCUACGUCCGGCCUGAAUACAAAGUGGCCGAUCCGAUCUGCACCUUCCUGUUCUCCGUCUUUGUGCUCUGCACCACCGUCACCAUCCUCAGAGACGUCUUCCGGAUCCUCAUGGAAGGGUCUCCCAAGGGCAUCGAUUUCAUCUCGGUGAAGGAGGUGCUGCUGUCCGUGAAGGCGGUGAAGUCCAUGCACUGUCUGCACCUGUGGGCUCUGACUCUGGGACAGACGCUGGUGUCUGUGCACCUGGCCAUAGAGGAGGAGGCGGACCCCCAGUCCGUCCUGCAGGAGGCCACGGACCUGCUGCACGCCAAGUUUGGCUUCCACAGCAUCACCAUCCAGGUGGAGCUCUACACCGAGGACAUGAGCCACUGCUCCCACUGCCAGGACCCCAGCGACUGACCGCCGCCGGACUCCCGCCGGACGCUCCUCCGUCUCACUGCAGCCUCCUGAAGGAGCAGGAACAUCUUCUUGUGUUUGCACGCCGCGGCGAGUCAUCCAAGUCAUCCAUGUGGUCGUGCCGCGACGCUCCAGAAAAGUCUGACGUUUUUCCAGAAUCUGCUGGUGCAUUUACAAGUAAUCAGAUUACAACCAUCUCAGUCAUUUGGAGACAUCUUCAGGAAGCUUCAAUCUGGAUGACAGGAGGAGGAGGUGUUAACAGCUGCUGGGAGGGAGGAGGAGCAUCCAUCCUGGUUCCAGUUCAUUUCAGGCAGGAGAGCUCCUCCAUCACUCCGAGGGAGGAGCAUUAACCUGAGCCUGAACUUCGUCUUUUCCUGACGUGGAAAGAGUCACUUUAGACGGAUGUCUCCAGGAUCUCCUGCAGGAUUCCUGACCAUCAGGACAACUGAAGAUCAGGAAUCCUGAAGAAACAGGAACCUCUCUGAGCUUCCUCCAAAUCCUUCACCGUUGAUGAAAUCAGAGUCGGCGUGGAGCUCAGAGGAGCAGCACCACAUGGAUGACUUGGAAGCCUCGACUCAAACUCUUCCACGUUCUUCAUGGUUUUGAGGAAGUUCUAUUAUACAAACCGACACAGCCAUGAAACUCACUGAGCAGAUGAAGAUUACAGACCGGUCACGUUUAUGCAACGACUGAAUAGUUUUGAACUCAGAAUCAGAGAGAAAAAGCUGCUGAGAACGAAGAAGAAGAAGAUAGAAAGAAUCGAAGUUUUCUUCAUCCUGAAUUCAAAAGCAGACAGACGCUCGCGAUCAACAGUCAAAAAUAGUAAAAAUAUGAAUUCCAAAUAUAAUGAAUCCAUCAAAUAUUAAAUAAAAACGGUAUUAAAAAAGUUUACGUUACAUUCAGAGAUAAAACAGAAGAUCUGAAUGAGAAAAAAGCCAAAAACCUUGAGAUUUGGACUGAAGCACUUUCUGAAAGAUGGAAACUAAACGGGAAAUCUUCAGACUCAAAAUGACAAACUGAAGGAAACGUACGAGCAGACAGACGAGGAAACGUUUUGUUUAAUGAAGGUUGACCUAAACUCCGCUGGAGGCGGAGCCUGUUACAGAGAAUACAGACAGACUGAUGCUGCAGUGAGAAACUGGAUCCACCUGAAGAAAGGGUCGCUCAGGUCACCGUUCGCCCUCGCCACAUCCAUCCACAUCCAUCCACAUCCAUCUACAUCCAUCUACAUCCAUCUACAUCCAUCUACAUCCAUCUUCAUCCAUCUACAUCCAUCCACAUCCAUCUACAUCCAUCUACAUACAUCCAUCCACAUCCAUCUACAUCCAUCUACAUCCAUCUACAUCCAUCCACAUCCAUCCACAGAGAUUUCUCUUUUUCCAACCAAAAGAAUCCAAAACAAAUCUAAUUAAACCUUUGAAAUGACGACACUUUUAUUUAUGUGUAUAACUAGAUCUAAGGUCAGCAGCAUUUAUUAGAAAAAAAAACUAAAGAAUUCUCAGCUGCUUAACUGUAACUAAUAAAUAAAAAAUACAUCAUUGGUCAUUAAAAUAAAAAUAAUUCAUUUAAAAAUGGUUUGCAAAACAUAAAUAGUUAAAACAAUAAUGACACACUUAAAAUGCGUUUAGAGGUCUGCUGCUUUUCUGACUCGACUUCCUGCAGCAGGACUUCAAAUACUCUGACAAGACAAACCAGAACAAAGACGUUUAAAUGUAUUUAGGUAACAGAAUUACAACAAAACUCCAUGAGUUUGACUUCUGACCCCAAACCUUCGACUGUUCCUUCAUUUAUGGAGAGAAAACAGACUCAGAUUUGUGUUUGUGUGAUUCUUGAUCUGUAACUCAUACAAAAUACUUUGUGUACAAGUACAAAAAAUACAAAAUACAAUUUACACAUGCGCAACUUCAACAAGAUUCGUCCGCGAGUGAUGCGUUUAAAUGCUGCUAGAAUGCUGGGUCAUCAGAGUUUUCUCUGCAGCUCCUCCCCUUCAGAGCUCUUCGGUGAGUCCUGAGGUCCUCGAUCAGCCCUACGACCCGCCCGGUCGGGGGGUGAAAGGCGGAGCGGACACUUCGACCGCCUGCUUGUCCCAGAGAGCCGGUCUGAUCGACUCAUCGCUCCUGGCGGCAGAACGCCCCUCCCCCUACAGCAGGAUCAGACGGCGCCAGCUCCUUCUGCACAGCCAGGGAGCGGAUGGAGAAUCAACUCUGUCCGCUCUCUGGGUGAGGAGGAUGACCUCACACCGCAAGAGUCCCGCGGGGAAGGACUAGUGUUUUAAAAACAUUUAUUUAGACUUUUUACAUUAAUUAUUGAGUAUAUCUGUUUAAAAGAGUAGGAACAUGUCAAGUUUUCAUCAAAUAUUAUUUACAAUCGAAGUUCAAAGCAGCUGAUGAGAAAACUCUGAUGACCGAGCAUUCUAGCAGCACUUAAACGCAUCACUUACGCACAUCUUGGAGACGUGGAAAGAGUCACAUCAGAUUAGUGCAUAAAUGUGGUUUUGUGUGUAUGAUAUUUUUAAAGAUUUGUGCGUGUAGUUAUACUCAAGCUGUUGUCAUUUAAAUUUGUGAGUAAAUUGUAUUUUUUUGAAUUUCAUAAUUUUUGUACGUAUGCACAAAAUGCAUUGUAUGAGUUACAAAUCAAAAGUUACGCACAAAUCCAGAGCUUCGUAUAAAUCGUCGUGAGUCUAUUUUCUCUCCACACGUUUCUGCUGCUCUGUAAAGUUUGUCCUGAUGUGAGUGAAGAAGCUCCACUUUCACAUCCCAGGAGUUUGUUCCAUUUUUUGUUCUACCAACAUAAAUAUAUCAAAUAAAUGUCCAGAGGAAGAUUCAGUUUAAGCUCCAGAAAGACUGAGAUAGGAUCCUCCUCCUCCCUCAUCAUCAUCAUCAUCAUCAUCAUCAUCAUCCCCAUCAUGAAGCUGCAGUCCAGACGACUGAACACAAAUCUGCUCUGAAAAAAGCACAAAGUAAAAAUCAAUCUGAAGAAAGUUGGUCUUUUCUAUUCGAUUAAAACAAACAGAUUUGGACCAACAUUCUGGUGGCGUUCCAGACAGACGUCCGCAUCGAUCCGCUCCUGGAAGCCAUUCUAAGACGCCAACGGUCAGAUGUUGGCGUGCACGGCGGGCGCCGCCCUCCUCUCCGAUGCAGCUGCUUGCAUGGUUGUUUGUUGUUCGCAUCGUCCGCCAGAACAUUGUGUGAUUUCCUGUUCAACUGCCAAUCAGAACGCGUCCAAACGCCGGUCCGUCUAAAUUCUAUAUUUGAACCAGUUUUUUAAAUAUUUCUAUACGUUUGCUUUUUAAGAGUUCAACCUAGUGAAUGUCACCAUUCGUGUUUCUGCUUCGUGGAUGUUUCUUCCUGUCUGAGAAUGCUUCUGUGCUGUUCGUGACAAAUCCACACUGUGUGCCUGUUGUAAAUAUGCCAAACUAAAGCCUGUUUUCUGUGUAAAUACUUUGAUUUUCUUGUUCCUCGUGACCCCGACGUGUCCAAGUGUUGGUCAAACACAUGAACCCACCUGUGCAAAGUUUGAUAUUUCAUUUUUAUGUGGCAGAAGCUUUUGUACGGUGAAAUAAAAGAGGUUUGGAGCCGGA